Messenger RNA from Porites lobata, 1476 nucleotides. The record is from the annotation of a GenBank genome assembly. Lineage: Eukaryota; Metazoa; Cnidaria; Anthozoa; Scleractinia; Poritidae.
AUGUGCGCUAGAAUUCAUGACGCUGCAUUCUAUUUUAUUGACACUACCACGGACGCUGACAUGCAGUCAGUAACUGAAGCCAGCGAUUGUAGUUUUAGAAGGUAUGAAGGGCUGCGUUUGCAUUCUUUGAAGCAGCAGGUUACAUCUGCAAAAGAAAAUUGGGGCGGAGAAAUGGAAGACAAUGACAGAGAUUUGGGAGUCAGUGUUUAUGAGAAGGCAAACGCUCUCUUAGAGAACAUUGAGAAAGCCGAAUCUGAAAUGUGGAAAGUCAAAAGCAAAGAGUUUGAAAAUACACUUAAACGUGUGGUUAUGCAAUGUAAUGACAUUUUGAGGCACAUUGCUUCUUUUCAACUGCCACCUGUGUAUCCCUGGAUGCUGGAACUCACUGACGGCGGUCCUGGAGUUGGCGUAUCAAGUGCCGAAUGUAGGUGGCGUUUACUUGAAAAGGCAAGAAUCCAUAACAGCGACAAAGUGCUUCGAAUUCACCGAGCAAGAGAGGAUUCGGGCCAAAACGAAGCGGAAAGGCUCAAUGCUUGCAUAGGAGACGCUCUAUGUGAUGGAGGAAACCUCAAGUGGCAGAUCUACAAGCCGCUUCAUGGUUUGUCUGUGGAUGAGAUUAGUUCUCUUACAAAUUCAGAGCUUGAAACCCAGAGGAAAGCAAACAUGGAAAAAAAUGCUUGGGCUGUAGCAGAAGAAGUAGUUCGUCGUGUUGAUGAUGCUCCGGCACCACGGGGAUACAUGUCGGCAAUGAUGGUGGAUAAGCCAGAGGAAAUGGUUUUCUAUAACCGCGAUUUUAUGAAGCAGUAUCACGAUGCUCCGAACAAUAAGAAAAACACUGUUCCAGGUCAUGGAUAUUUUGCUAAACUAGCUUCAUUUGAAGAGGAGCACUGCGAGAAAGGGGAACUGUACAUGGAGUACAGAAGAAUGUCUUGUCAAGAGAAAAACGGCGAGCUAUGCGAAUACUGUCGAGCAACUGAUUUUUUAAGUCCUACUUCCGCUACACCUACUCCACGACCCUAUCUCGAUUACAGCAAACUUCCUGACUUUCACUACCUACCAGGUACGAAAACACCAACGACUGGCCGCAAACCUGAUGAUUAUCAGCCUAGAGCUCAAAUAAAACAGAUGUUCCAAGAGGGUACGCUCAAAGCCGGGGAUAAAAAUGCAAUCAAAGAUUUUUCUGAAAAAUAUAUUGUUUCAGAAAAGCUAGUUGCAUACUAUAUUGAUCAUCUGACUGACAUUGAACUAAGAAAAGAUAAGCGGCGAACAGAGAAUGACAGAAAGAGUACAGCAAGAAAGGAAUACAAUGACAUUGACUGGGAAGAUCUUUAUCACAAAAACCAAUUGUCAACCCUAAGAGUAGGUGAACUUGAACUGUAUAUUAAUCAUCACAAUAUUCUAUUUAAAGGGAAGAAAGAUGAGAAAGUGAGGGUUGUGAAGGCUCAUAUUGGCAGUAAGCAUUCCGCUAGCCUCUGA